GCAAAGAAAAGAAAAGAGGACAGGGGGAUCUAUGAAGUUCCUUCCUUCUUAUAACCCAAAAUAGCUAUAAGAAAAAAUCACUGCAAAAUCUCUCCAUUCAGCAUCAGGGUUCGCAGUUUUCGGAAUUCCGAAGAAUCAGAUUUGUGCUCUACUUCUACUAAGAGUGUAUAGCAGAAUGGGAAGCUCAGAUGGAGCCAAUUACAGAUCGUUCACAUAUGAAAGCCUCGAGAGAGAGCCCUACUGGCCCUCAGGAAAGCUCCGGAUAUCUGUCACAGGUGCCGGAGGGUUCAUUGCUUCUCAUAUAGCGAGGCGUUUGAAGAGCGAGGGACAUUACAUUAUUGCUUCGGACUGCAAGAAAAACGAGCACAUGGCUGAGGAUAUGUUCUGCCAUGAGUUCCAUCUCGUUGAUCUUAGGUUGAUGGAAAACUGCGUCAAAGUUACCGAAGGAGUUGAUCACGUGUUCAACCUGGCAGCCGACAUGGGAGGGAUGGGCUUCAUCCAGUCAAAUCACUCUGUUAUUAUGUACAACAAUACAAUGAUCAGCUUUUGUAUGCUUGAGGCAGCAAGAAUCAAUGACGUCAAGCGGUUUUUCUAUGCAUCGAGCGCGUGCAUCUACCCUGAAUUUAAGCAGUUAGAUACAAACGUGAGCUUGAAGGAAUCUGACGCAUGGCCAGCUGAGCCACAAGAUGCUUAUGGGCUGGAGAAGCUGAUGACUGAGGAGUUAUGUAAGCACUACACUAAGGAUUUUGGAAUCGAGUGCCGAAUAGGAAGGUUCCAUAACAUUUAUGGACCCUUUGGGACAUGGAAAGGUGGGAGGGAGAAAGCACCGGCUGCUUUCUGUAGGAAAGCCCUUACCUCUGCCGAUAAGUUUGAGAUGUGGGGGGAUGGCCUGCAGACUCGAUCAUUUACCUUCAUUGAUGAAUGCGUCGAGGGUGUUCUAAGGUUAACAAAAUCAGACUUUCGUGAGCCUGUCAACAUCGGAAGUGACGAGAUGGUGAGCAUGAAUGAGAUGGUCGAGAUUGUCCUGAGCUUUGACGACAAGAAACUCCCCAUCCAUCACAUCCCCGGACCAGAGGGCGUCCGUGGUCGAAACUCUGACAACACUCUGAUAAAGGAAAAGCUCGGCUGGUCCCCUUCGAUGAAACUAAAGGACGGGCUGAGAAUCACGUAUUUCUGGAUCAAGGAGCAGCUGGAGACCGAGAGAGCUCAGGGUGUCGACGUGUCUGCCUAUGGCUCCUCGAAAGUCGUGGGAACUCAAGCUCCAGUCCAACUCGGCUCUCUAUGCGCUGCUGACGACAAAGAAUGAGUUAGGUGAAAGUUAUUUAAUUUUUCUGCGCGCGCCGUUAUGCAUUAGACUUAGAAUGCAUGCUUUUUAUCCUUCGUUAUUGCCCCUGCUCACUUAUUUUUGUUCGAUAUUUAUAAAGGAAUCUGCCGGCAGAAUCUAUAGGUUAUCGACAUAUUUGUUUGCCGUGGCAAUAUAAGAACAUUGAUAAGUAUAAAUGGAGAGUAAAGGUUGCGGUUUU
Messenger RNA from Andrographis paniculata, 1523 nucleotides. Its product is annotated as GDP-mannose 3,5-epimerase 2-like. Bases 176 to 1306 code for a protein of 376 amino acids. The record is from RefSeq and is a predicted model, not a curated record. Gene Ontology annotation, molecular function: NAD binding; GDP-mannose 3,5-epimerase activity. The transcript has 7 exons. Lineage: Eukaryota; Viridiplantae; Streptophyta; Magnoliopsida; Lamiales; Acanthaceae.